AUGUUUCCUCCUUAUGAUAAACUGUCUGAUCUGGAGUAUGCAGACGACAUUGUGCCGCUAAGUGAAGAUCCAGAAAAGCUGCAAAUUUUUGAGGAUAAUUUGAGUGACAUUGUAGCCGAUUUCGGUACGUGUCCUGAACCUUCUAAGUGUAAAAUUUUGAAACAGAACUGA
Echinostoma caproni is the source of this 171-nucleotide messenger RNA. Lineage: Eukaryota; Metazoa; Platyhelminthes; Trematoda; Plagiorchiida; Echinostomatidae. The record is from the annotation of a GenBank genome assembly.